AUGGUAGAAGGAAACUCAAAGCCAACUAAUAUUGAGGAGGUAUGCUCAUUCAGAACGGCGCGCAGUAAAUUCGCUCUAGAAAACAACAAACACACCCAAAGAGUAUCUUUCUUGCUCAAGGCUGCGGAUUUAUUCGCUAAAGUCGAUCCAAACUUGAGCAGAACGUACAUAAAGGAGCUGAGGGAAAUCUCGGAGAAACAUCUAAUAAGAUUGAAGACCACCUAUAAGCGUAAAUACUGCUCAGGGUGUAAUACUGUGCUAGUACCUGGAAAAACCGCAUUGGUACAAGCUAUCGAUAGCAAUAAUGUAGUUUUACGAAAAAAGGGCCACAAAGAUGGUAACAACAUUCCCUCGGAAAAGGUUCAGAACUGGGUUUGUACCACAUGUAUGAUAUGUACAAGAUCAAGAAGAUAUCCAUCAACUAGCUAA
This is a messenger RNA of Theileria equi strain WA, 429 nucleotides long. RefSeq lists its product as hypothetical. Bases 1 to 429 code for a protein of 142 amino acids. Gene Ontology annotation, cellular component: nucleolar ribonuclease P complex. The record is from RefSeq and is a predicted model, not a curated record. Gene Ontology annotation, biological process: tRNA processing. NCBI's taxonomy places the organism in Eukaryota, Apicomplexa, Aconoidasida, Piroplasmida, Theileriidae. The transcript has a single exon.